AACUGAGCAUCAGUCGCCCGCAAGGUGUGAAGUGAUCUUAUUUCGCUCAAAUACAACACAGACCUCUUUCGCUAUGAGAUCGUUGGUGGUGUUGUUCGCUGUGGUCGCAGUGGCGGUCGCCGCACCUCGGUUGGAGAAGCGGUCGGUGGGUCACACAGUGGCUUACUCGGUGCCGGCGGCGGUGUCUCAUCAGUCCAGGGUGGACGUGCGCAGCUCGCCUGCGGUGGUGGAGACGCUUGUGGCCGAGCCGGUGGUAGCCGCGUAUGCGGCUCCUGCUGCCGUGGCUUACGCCGCUCCGGCCGCUACCGUGUACGCCGGUGGUUCAGCGGUGUCACAUCAGUCCCGCGUCGACGUGCACAGCUCGCCCGCCGUGGUGGAGACAGUGGUCGCCGAGCCAGUGGUGGCGGCUCGCUCCGUGUACGCUGCCCCCUCCGUGUACGCCGCGCCGGCCGUGUAUGCCGCUCCGGCUGCCGUGUCCAGCCAGUCCCGUGUGGACGUGCACUCGUCCCCCGCCGUGCUCCAACGCGUGGCGUACCCCUCUGUAGUGGAGGCGCGCUCCGCUUGGGCCCCCGCCGUCUAUUCUUCCUGGUAAAGCGAUCACAACGACUUAGAGCAAAACUGUGUAGUUUUCAUUUCUUACUAUGUCAUAUGUAAUGUAAAUAAUAUUAGCUAUGUGAGAAAUGAAAAGACAUAAUAAAUGUAUAUAUAUAUUUUAA
Messenger RNA from Leguminivora glycinivorella, 716 nucleotides. It is a transcript of the gene CPH6, whose product is annotated as cuticle protein 16.5-like. The record is from RefSeq and is a predicted model, not a curated record. The transcript has a single exon. NCBI's taxonomy places the organism in Eukaryota, Metazoa, Arthropoda, Insecta, Lepidoptera, Tortricidae. The coding region runs from base 74 to 592 and encodes 172 amino acids.